Messenger RNA from Paraphaeosphaeria sporulosa, 2036 nucleotides. RefSeq lists its product as uncharacterized. Gene Ontology annotation, molecular function: nucleobase transmembrane transporter activity. The record is from RefSeq and is a predicted model, not a curated record. Gene Ontology annotation, biological process: transmembrane transport; nucleobase transport. Gene Ontology annotation, cellular component: plasma membrane. The coding region runs from base 323 to 2026 and encodes 567 amino acids. The transcript has 5 exons. Lineage: Eukaryota; Fungi; Ascomycota; Dothideomycetes; Pleosporales; Didymosphaeriaceae.
CGCGGCCGCGCGCCGCGCGUCGGAGAAUGCCCGAAGACUAACGCAGCCCACGAUGCGGCAUCGCUAGUAGGAUGGUGAUAAUCGGAGGUCCUAUGCACGAAAUAGAGCGCAAGUGCUGGUGGAAUGACCGGGGACGGCAAGCGCUACUGCAGUACCUGCCCUACGACAAUCAUCUCUAUCUCAUCUGCACAAGAAACUAUGGAGAACGCCAUGCCAAAAGAUGUUAACAAGAUUCUUGUCGUUGCGCAUAUAUGUCGCUCUGGUCGUGCGACGACCAGAGCACAUCUUCAACGCGAUCUGAGCGACACCCCGCAUCGACACGAUGUCAGGAUUCCUACGUAAAGCUCGCAAUGCUAUAGGCUCACCUAAAGUGCUUCGCAACGAGUCAAACAUCGUGAGAUCAGAUGGAGCUUUGCGAUACAACGAGGACUUGCUUCCAAGUCCUCCAGAGGACAGAAGAUGGAAAUGGCAGCAUUACUUUGCGUACUAUCUUACCAUGACUUUUAGCCCUAGUAGUUAUAAUCUUGGUGCUACAUUGAUCUCCAUUGGACUCGCAUGGUGGCAUGGCAUGAUUGCCGCAGUCAUCGGAAGCGCCAUCUUGACUGUCUUAGUGGUGCUAAAUAGUCGUGGCGCCAUCAAGUACUUCAUCGGAUUCCCUGUAUACGUUCGUGCCGCGGCAGGAGUCCGUGGUGCCAGCCUGUACAUUCUGGUCCGUGCUAUAGUCGCCAUCGUAUACUUUGCUACGCAAACCUACUAUGGCGGACGUAUUACUUCGGUCUUCAUGCGCGGCAUCUUCGGCAAUGGCUACUACAAUAUUCCGAACCACCUUCCAGCCAGCGCUGGGAUCACGUCUCGCGACUUGCUCAGUUUCCUCCUCUUUUGGAUGGUGCAAAUGCCUGUCAUGUUCAUCCAUCCGAAAGUGCUUCGUCACCUGUUCGUCGUCAAAGCCGUCUACACAACCAUUGCUCUCUUUGGUGUGCUCGGAUGGGCGAUCAGCGCGAACGGAGGGACUCUGGGAAAUUUCGAUUACACGACCAAGCAAGCUCGCCUAUCCGGUUCCGCUCUUGUCUGGCCGAUGAUCCAGGCCAUCAACUCGGUCAUGGGUGCACUCGCGCCUGUCCUCAUCAACCAACCCGACAUUGCUCGGUACGGCCACUCUUACAAAGACGUCACAUGGAGCCAGGGCAUGGGUAUCCUGAUCAGCAAAGUCUUGGUCAUGUUCCUCGGAACAGCAACCACAUCGGCGGCGACAAGCGUGCUCGGAGCGAGCUACUGGAAUGUGUGGGAUCUCUACGACGCUAUUCUUAACAAGUACUGGAACCACGGAGCCCGAGCCGGAGUGGUGUUCGCAUCAUUCGGUAUGAUGCUGGCCAUCCUGAUCACGAAUGCGGGAAGCAAUUCACUUCCUGUCGGGGCCGACCUAACGGGACUGUUCCCUCGAUGGCUCACUAUCGUUCGAGGUCAGAUUCUCUGCGCAGUCCUCGCACCUUUGCUUGUGCCGUGGAAGAUCAUCGCCAAUGCGGCCUCGUUCCUCACCUUCUUGGGCUCUUAUACGGUCUUCUUGAUGCCGAUUUGCGCUUGCAUGAUUGUCGAUUAUUGGUAUGUGAGACGAGGAAACUUCCAUGUGCCUUCUCUGUAUGUCAACUCCCCCAAAGCCCCAUACACGUACUACAAAGGGUGGAAUCUGCGUAUGCUUGCGCCAUGGGUGGCUGGUGUUGCUUUUACCGUGCAUGGCGUUGCUGGGUCGCUGGACCCAGACUCAGUUGCGACUGCCAGCAAGAAUAUGUACAAGCUUGGCUUUGUCCUAUCGUUCUUGAUGGGCGGUCUAGUGUACUUUGUACUGUGCCUGAUCUGGCCGCCACCGAUACUUCCAGGGGGCGAAGAGAGGGAGCUUCGCUUUGAGGAGAUGGCUGCUAAUGAGGGGUUCUUUGAUCACGAGAGCGUCGCGACGAUUACAGGGGUGGUCGAGGGAGAAGAGGUGGAAUCGAGCAGUUACUCAGCUCACGGCAAAGAAGAUAAGGUAUGAUCUAGCCGAU